CAAGGCAAGUUGAGUUUGGAAAUGUCAAAUCCGUGGUCGGUAUUAGUAUUAGUUUACAGCGCUCCUCGAACAGCCAAUCAGUUGGCUGGAGUCAGCUCAGCCUCUGCCGGAGUUGUUUUGGAGCCCGAGCUCAGUGUGACACUGUGCGUAAAAUCUACCUGUCAGACGCAGCGGCGGUGCCAUGGCAGGCAGAGCUGAGCGAGCAAAGUCCAUUCUCACACACACGGAAUAAGUUCAUUUUAAACGGAUGUCAUAAUGUUGCGCUGCGAUAGCAGUUCCCCCCUAUAAACUGACGAUGUGAAGUAGAAAGGUGGGUCCGUCCGUCUCCGUCGACUCAGUUGCGCCGAGGAACGAUGCUGAGCAAAGCUGCGGGAGGAUUUUCCACUUCAGCUAUCAAACUGCCAAACUUUUUUUGGACCUCAUCCUCUGAUCCACUAGACGUCUGAACCUGCCAUCAUGGAGAGCCUCAGUGAGCUCCAGAACCCCCUGCUGGACAAAACCAGCAGACAUGUGGUGCACAACGAUUACCAGGGUUACCAGUGUGACUACUCAAGCCAGCCUUACCAGGACAGCCUCAUCGGCUACUACUACACUGGGACUAAUGACAAGCAUAAGACGCAACAGUUCCUGGACGCCACAUCCCUGCAUCUGGCUGUGGAGGCCUUCUACGGGCCCAACUUUAUCCUGUACAAGGACGACGUGAGCCUUCACAGCAAGGACUCCAAGAGCGAGAGCUUUGAGACCACGUUCACAGAGAGUAAGGACACUGUAGUGGAUGGAGUUUCUACGGAAAACCCUCUGGACAGCGUACAAGGAGAGAAGGAUGCGAAGAUCCAGACGGUGUCGUACGAAGUGGAGGAGGAGCAGGGUCCUGAGUAUGAGAGUGACAGCUCCAGUGACAGCGAGAGUGAGGACAACUUCAUCGUGCUGCCCCCUCGGGAUUACCUGGGCCUAGCCAUCUUCUCCAUGCUCUGCUGCUUCUGGCCCUUGGGCAUCGUUGCCUUUUACUACUCUCACAAGACAGGCAAGGCCAUCUCUAAGGGAGACUUCUCCAGAGCGGGAAUGAGCUCCAGGAGAGCCCUCUUCCUAGCCGCUCUCGCCAUCACCAUUGGAACGGGGAUGUAUGUGGGGGUGGUUGUGGCCCUCAUAGCCUACCUGUCCAAGCCUGGACACGUAUAGCACUGGGACCUGUUAGCUUGGGGGUAGAUGGAGAGAAACGAAAGCAAGAUGGAAAGAAGGGAAUAGACCUCGCCUGGAGGCUGGCUGUAUGCGAAAAGACAAACCCAUAUGAAGAGAAAAGACUAAACCAGAGAGAGAAAACAAGAUGUGUGGAUGGACUAUUACUUGGACUGUUAUUGAUCUUUAUUUUUGGGAUGCAACACUCCCACUACGGUAUUCCACCACCACAAGGAGAAGAAAAGACAGCGCUGAGGAUGACUACUCUUCUACAAAGACUGUGCUGUACUAAUAUGUUAGAAAAAAAAACAGCUGAGCUCAUAACAGAAAAAAACUACCUACCUUUUACCACAUUAGUCAUUUACAGCCGUUUUAUUUUACCUUUAUAGUAGGUGUAGGCUGUUCUCUGCCAAUACUACUGCAGAAUGUGAAACGUCCACUUUGUAAAUGAAUUUCUUGGACAAACAGUCAGCCAGUGGGCUCUUAUGUGUAGGAGAACAAGCUGAUUGUCACAGUGUACACAAAAUUGCUGA
Plectropomus leopardus (leopard coralgrouper) is the source of this 1709-nucleotide messenger RNA. Its product is annotated as synapse differentiation-inducing gene protein 1-like. Gene Ontology annotation, cellular component: intracellular membrane-bounded organelle; membrane. NCBI's taxonomy places the organism in Eukaryota, Metazoa, Chordata, Actinopteri, Perciformes, Serranidae. The record is from RefSeq and is a predicted model, not a curated record.